Exaiptasia diaphana is the source of this 1008-nucleotide messenger RNA. Its product is annotated as 17-beta-hydroxysteroid dehydrogenase 14. Lineage: Eukaryota; Metazoa; Cnidaria; Anthozoa; Actiniaria; Aiptasiidae. Gene Ontology annotation, biological process: steroid catabolic process. Bases 144 to 956 code for a protein of 270 amino acids. The transcript is spliced from 9 exons. Gene Ontology annotation, molecular function: estradiol 17-beta-dehydrogenase [NAD(P)+] activity. The record is from RefSeq and is a predicted model, not a curated record. Gene Ontology annotation, cellular component: cytosol.
GUAACCCACUGGSCUUAAAAGCAUUAUAUCCAGAUAUCCAUGCUUAAAGUGACCUACCGCACCGAAAUUUACRGCCGUGCAGGAGACAAUCCGAAUUGAAGAAUUUGUUGAUGACUUGGCCCUAAUAACAAARCAAAACAAGCAUGGCUUCAGCCCGUAAUGGAGAAUUGCGCUAUCUUGACAAAGUAACAAUAGUUACUGGUGGGUCUAAAGGCAUUGGCGAGGGAAUUGUACGAGAAUUCGUGAAGGCUGGAUCSAAAGUGGUCUUUUGUGCAAGAGGAGAUGUAGCAGGCAAAAAGCUAGAGUGUGAAGUCAAUGCUAUGGGGCCUGGAGAAAGUAUGUUUUUACAAUGUGAUGUCACUAAACAAAAUCAGUUAAAGAAUUUGGUUGAUAAAACAAUAGAAAAGUAUGGUCAGUUGGAUUGCUUGAUAAAUAAUGCCGGAUGGCAUCCUCCAGAAAAAAAUAUCGAUGACACAAGUAUCCAGGACUUUAAGAACUUACUAGAUUUAAAUCUAGUCAAUUAUUUCACAUUGUGUAAGCUUUCAUUACCUCAUCUUCGGAAGACAAAGGGAAACAUUAUCAAUGUAUCCAGUCUUGUUGCCCAGAUAGGACAGGCUAAUGCAGUUGCAUAUGUCACAACAAAGGGUGCAAUCUCUUCAAUGACAAGAGCCCUGGCAGUUGAUGAAGCCAAAUAUGGUGUUCGUGUUAAUACUCUGUCACCAGGGAAUGUCUGGACACCGCUUUGGGAUGAACUGGCCAAACAAACUUCCAAUUUUGAGAAAAGCAAGCUUGAUGGUGAAGAAGCUCAGCUACUUGGUAGAAUGGGUACAUUGGAGGAAUCGGGGAAAUCGUGUUUGUAUCUUGCUGCUGAUGCAACAUUUACAACUGGAAUUGAUCUUUUCCUGUCAGGUGGUGCUGAACUCAAUUAUGGGAGAAAAACUAGACUUGAUCAAUAAUUGAAUAUUUUAUGGCUCUCUAAAUACAUGUAAUAAAUUAUGCAAAUUUUAA